UGGCAAUCGUGGUAUUCGGACACGUGUGUGUAGACGUGUGACGUCUGUUUCAGUCUGCAGCUAUACUCCGGGUCGUUCGCUCCUUCACUUGAAACAGUUGUUAUCUUCUCUCUAGCGCGCAUUAUAGGAUGCAUAGCAUCUAUGCUCGAGUAAAUGGCGUAUCCGCUCUUUGGUCAACGUGUGUUAUGGUUUUGCUUGCGGCUGUAGCUCUUUCCUCCUUCCUCUUCAAUGCGGAUCCUAAGGGUAGCCUGGAUGUUGUUUCCCUGAAGGUGUUCCACUCUAAAACAAGGCGCUAUCCUUUCAGAAACGAGGAAAUUGGUUUUGUUAAAUUUAACCUUUCGGCCGACUUGACACCACUUUUCAACUGGAACACGAAGCAGUUAUUCGUGUACCUUGAGGCAGAGUACACGAACGCACAAGGGGUCAACAACACUGUCGUUGUCUGGGAUCGCAUUGUGCGGAGAAAAGAGGACGCUACGAUCGACAUUGUACAGAAAGACAAGUACAGACUUCGCGACCUGUCGGGCUCUUUCAGUAACGUACUUCCUGCUCAAUAUUCGCUCAAAUAUAAUGUCAUGCCGUAUGUCGGCGUGCUCAGCUAUGGAGAAGCUGCCCGAACGGUGGAGGCUAUCGAUUUCCCUGACGCUCGAGACUCCGUGUCAUGAGGGUCAUUUGCCAACUGGGACUCUACAUCGCCUUGAUUGGAAGAGGCAGCCAGACUCACGAUCUAGUUACAUAACUAUAUCGCGGACAUUGAGUCUUGAACUACGAGAUGUACGACGAGGUUUCAGCAUGAAUUGAGAGUACAAUCAUUCAAAGGCCAGGCAAGUGAUGUGUGUAUACUUUUUUUAUUUUCUGGAGCUUAGUAUCAAGUACGAGGUUUAAGAGUCUCUUGGGCGAGUCUGAGAGUUCCAGCGAGCGGUAACCAUAGUUGGAAAGUAAUUGUGCGAUUUUUUUUGGUGAAAAGUUACAGAUGGGGAAGUUGCCCCCUCGUUGUUCUGUAGCUUCGGUGACAAUAGUGCUAAGCGGACCGCAGUCGCAAAACAAACAUCCCUAC
Messenger RNA from Suillus clintonianus, 1057 nucleotides. RefSeq names its product signal peptidase 22 kDa subunit. The record is from RefSeq and is a predicted model, not a curated record. Gene Ontology annotation, biological process: protein targeting to ER. The coding region runs from base 129 to 665 and encodes 178 amino acids. NCBI's taxonomy places the organism in Eukaryota, Fungi, Basidiomycota, Agaricomycetes, Boletales, Suillaceae. Gene Ontology annotation, cellular component: signal peptidase complex; membrane. The transcript is spliced from 6 exons.